Molecule: messenger RNA, 1263 nt
Organism: Dioscorea cayenensis subsp. rotundata (Guinea yam)
Lineage: Eukaryota; Viridiplantae; Streptophyta; Magnoliopsida; Dioscoreales; Dioscoreaceae
Product: leucine carboxyl methyltransferase 1 homolog
Exons: 13
Coding region: 59-1102 (347 amino acids)
Biological process (GO): methylation
Molecular function (GO): methyltransferase activity
Source: RefSeq, a predicted model, not a curated record
UACUACGCUUCCUUUCUCUCUCUGAGAUCAUUCUCAUCCUCCGCCGGAGCUUGCGACGAUGGCCGGAGCCCCUUCCGAUUUUCACAGCAGCACGGCCGCUGUCCAGGCCACCAACGACGAUGCCGCCGCCAGCAAGCUGUCCUGUGUCAGCAAAGGGUACAUGAAGGAUGAGUAUGUCCACUUGUUUGUUAGAAGACCGGUAAGGAGAUCACCUAUAAUAAACCGUGGGUACUAUGCUCGAUGGGCUGCUCUCCACAAGCUGCUUGUUCAAUUCCUCAAGCCAGAAGGUCAUAAAGAUGACAAUGAUUGUGUGAAGAAACAAAUAUUAUCUCUAGGAGCUGGCUUUGAUACAACUUAUUUUCAGUUGAUGGACAAGGGGAUUGCACCGCAUUUAUAUGUAGAGCUGGACUUCAAGGAGGUUACCAGUAAGAAGGCAGCACUCAUAGAACAUUGUAGUCAAUUGAGGGAAAAAGUUGGACUUGAAGCUCCUAUUUCAAGAGAAAGAGGAGAAGUGAUAAGUGACCAUUACAAACUGCUUCCUGUUGAUUUGCGUGAUAUAUCAAAGUUAGAUGCCAUCAUAAGUCUAGCAAAGUUGGAUCCUAGUCUACCAACAUUUAUCAUCGCGGAAUGUGUGUUGAUAUACUUGGACCCAGAUUCAACCAAAGCUAUCGUUGGAUGGGCUUCAAAAACAUUUUCAACAGCAGUUUUUUUCUUAUACGAGCAGAUACAUCCCAAUGAUGCUUUUGGAGAACAAAUGAUAAGAAAUCUUGAGAGUCGAGGAUGCCCUCUUCUAGGAAUAUAUGCCACACCAACUUUAAGAGAUAAGGAAAAUCUCUUCCUUGAGCAAGGAUGGCAGAGAGCCGUUGCUUGGGACAUGCUGAAGGUGUAUAAUGAGUUUAUUGCAACACAAGAAAGGCGAAGGAUUGAGCGGCUUGAGUUGUUUGAUGAAUUUGAAGAGUGGCAUAUGAUGCAGGAACAUUACUGUGUGGCGUAUGCAAUUAAUGAUGACAAGGACUUGUUUAAGGAUUUUGGGUUUUCGAACAACCAGCAUAUCCACAAUACAUCCUCAGAAAUCCACCCUCACAGAGAAGAAGAUCAUUAACUGUGAGUUCAUAACCAAGUAUUUCUGAUGACUGUAUCAUGUAAUGCAUAUCCAAAUAUUAUUUCUUUUGUCUUUUUGAGGAUUUUCAAACUUCAAACUCACUGUUUAAUUUGAGUUUCUACUUUCUCCAUUCAUCAUCAUCAUCAUCAUCAUCAUUGAUA